Molecule: messenger RNA, 1413 nt
Organism: Mauremys reevesii (Reeves's turtle)
Lineage: Eukaryota; Metazoa; Chordata; Testudines; Geoemydidae
Gene: TP53RK
Product: TP53 regulating kinase
Exons: 2
Coding region: 18-734 (238 amino acids)
Biological process (GO): protein phosphorylation
Cellular component (GO): cytosol; nucleus; EKC/KEOPS complex
Molecular function (GO): ATP binding; protein serine/threonine kinase activity
Source: RefSeq, a predicted model, not a curated record
UAGGGGCCGCCUGUAUCAUGGCCGGUGGGGGAGGCGAGGCGGGAGCGUGCGCGGUGUCUCCCCCGCCGCUGCGGGGGCUGCAGCUGGUGCAGCAGGGGGCCGAGGCACGGCUGUACCGGGGACAGUUCCUGGGCCGGGCGGCCGUGGUCAAGCUCCGCUUCCCCAAGCGGUACCGGCACCCGGCGCUGGAGGAGCGGCUGAGCCGGCGGCGGACGGCGCAGGAGGCCCGCUCCUUGCUGCGCUGCCGCCGGGCAGGGAUUUCUGCACCAGUGGUUUACUUUGUGGAUUAUGUCUCCAACUGUAUAUAUCUUGAAGAUAUCAUAGAGUCAACUACAGUUCGGGAUUAUAUAACUUCUAUACAGCAAAGUGGAAAGGAUACCAGCAACCUCUUUCUCUUAGCAGAAAAGAUAGGUGAGGUUUUGGCACGAAUGCAUGAUGAGGAUCUUAUCCAUGGAGACCUUACAACUUCCAACAUGCUUUUGCGACCCCCAGUAGAAGAGCUGGACCUGGUGCUAAUAGAUUUUGGACUGAGUUUUAUAUCUGGUCUUCCUGAGGAUAAAGGAGUUGAUUUGUAUGUUUUGGAGAAAGCUUUUCUGAGUACUCAUCCAAACACAGACACACUGUUUGAAGCUCUGCUGAAGAAGUACUCUACUACAUCUAAAAAAUCAAGUCUAGUGAUCAAAAAGCUGGAUGAAGUACGACUAAGGGGAAGAAAGAGAUCCAUGGUUGGAUAGAAGAAAGCAGAAUUUGUGGGAGGGUAGGGGAAAUGUAACUUCCUAGGAUGUGCAAAUGUGCUUGUUUAUUGUUUGGUUUUAUUUCAUAAUUCACCAUUUUGGUAGCUUUCGUUGUCUUUCAAAUGUACAAUAAACCAGUUUAAUCCAACAUGGUGGUGAUCCUUGUACAGCAAUCUGACAAGUGGCUCAGAGUAACCAAGUUAAUGAUAGGUGAUGAGAGUGCAGGUGGGAAAGUAACAGCUGAGGUGGGAACAGUUGCUUUUCUUGUCUCCUAACUAUUAUAUAUCCCUUUUUAAAAAGAAAAAUCCAAUAUUUGUAGUGUGUUUUGCUAUGCAAACAUAGAGCUUGUUUUGUUAGAGCAUUAAAAAUGUUUAUUGCAGUAAAUUUGGGAAAGUGUAAAUUUUGGCUCUGUUUUCAAAUCAACUUUGUUUUAAGCCAAUAGUCAGUAACACCAGUAAUAAAAAUGACCGAUUCCUCUGCUGAGGAUCUUUCAGUUAAACAAAAAUGUUGCAACUUUCCAUGCAGAGUUUCUGUAAGAAGAACUGCUUCCACUCUGUUUAGGCCCUCUAAAAUAAAUCAUUUUUUUAAUCAUCACAGUAUAACAGCAGAAUGCCAUACUGGAUCAGAGAUGAGGUCCGUCUACUCUGGUAUCCUGUUUCCAACACUGGUCGAUAUCAGA